CGUUUUCCUACCCAUUUAUAUUGUAAGUGAGAAUCCGCAUGCACAUUAAAUUAAAUACUUGUAGCAACUCACUGCAUUUACUAGUCGUAUUAUCAAGACAAGAAUGUCAGAACCAGUGACUCCAGAUAUUAGUGAACAGACCACAGAACCAGUGACUUCAGAUAAUAGUCAACAGUCCACAGAACCAGUGGCUGCAGAUAGCAGUCAACAGACCACAGAACAAAUUACUCCAGAUAGCAGUCAACAGACCACAGAACCAACCUCUCCAGGUAGCAGUCAACAGACCACAGAAGUUCCAGUGCAAGAAUCUAUUAUAACCACAGUACCAAUAACUGACAAAAAAGAACCGAGUCAAACAGAUGAACUGCCCCCUUCUAAUGUGCAUGAUGAUGCAAGCAAGGCACUGCCAGAUUCCUCCAACCAGACUAUAGUGUAUAUCCCUCCUGACAUCAAUGUUGAGCCGGCAGUGAUUGAGAAACUCACGCUCGGGACACUGGAAAUGUUCUUGCCCAAUCUGCAGAAAGCUAAAUCUUCACUGAAUGAAGUAUUGCACAAUCAAGAAGUUUUGAUAGAAACGAUUCAGCAAGAGAAUGCUAAGUUCACAGAGUCUGCAGCUAUGCAAGAACUCCGAGAUACGAUGCUGCAAGCCAAAUCUUACCACAGCAAACUUGUCAAUUUAAAGAGGGAAAUGAAUGGUUUAAUGGACAAAUCAGUAAAACUAAAGCGAAGAGCUGUAAAACUGCAGCAGCAGAAGCAGAAAGAAGAUAUGAGCAGGGUGAUGCAGCGAGAACGGGAACUGGAACGCGAGCAGCUGCUGCAGGCCAAGGUUGCCAAACCCACGCAAACUUCACCACAAGGUCAGGGUCAAGGUCACACCCAGCAGGACACACCCCCACAAGGACACACCUAGCCCAGUUAAAUGGCUUGUAGUGAUUCAUUGUAUGCUGUGAUAUAUUUGUUUUCCAUUCCAUUUUAUUCACAUUAAGGAAUAGUAUGUAUAAGAAAUUGUUUUGUGUAUGUACCAACCUGUAUUUGUAAAAUAAAAAACACUGCUCUUGCUUUAGGUAACACUCAGCAUUGUAAAGGAGCUUUGUAUGAGAGUAAUUUAUGUGAUCAUGUUUCAUGUUUGUUUCAGUUCAUUGUUUAAGUGGGUUUUUUUAAUAUCUUUGUAUGUUCCAAAAGGAGGGAAUAUUGAUAUUGCACCAUUUGUCUAUGGGUAACUGUGUGUCCAUCUGGCAAUGUUAAGCGUUAUGUUCUGGGUCAUCUUUUUCACUUACUUUAAAGGCUAUUACUUUAAAUUUCAUAAUUUCUUGGCACUAUUAGUGCAACAAUUUGCAUAUGGAACUCAAUAUCCUAUAAGUAGAUUUAUAGACCUUUAAACACUGAGAAAUUGGCCAGUCACAAGUUGUCAAUCAAUAAUAGGAAUAUAUUUGUAAAUAAAUGGAAGCACAUGUUUUCAUUAUCCAAUGGAUUAUUUGAAAAAUCUCCCCAAAUGAUCUUGACAAGUUGUAAUAAUGACUGUGGUAAAUUGUCAACUCUUUAAAUAAAUAUUGUGGUUUUUUUUAAAUGUUUUAUAUAGGUUUAAUGCUUGACUCUAUUUAUAUAUAAAAGCUGUUGCCUUCCAAUUUACACACUUUGCGCCGUGAUAUAUUUUGUUGAACAAGAUGCAUUAUUCUAUUACAGUUCUUAGCCAUCAUAAGUGGAGUGCAUAUACUAGAACUGGUAAAUAUGCAUAAACCUAGAUGCUUUGGUGCAGAUUUAAGGGACAAAUAGCUACCUGUAUCUUGGUAUCUUGGUCCGUUAGAGGACAUUUAUCACAUCCCUGUGAGACUGAGACGGUUUUCAUUAUCUCCUGUUUGUGCAAUAUACUGUAAUGCUUUAUUGCAUCAUUUUAUUGGAAUGUGUGUGAUCUGUCAAUAAUUUUAUCAUAUUAAGAAAUAAAGAUGGGUGAACUAA
This is a messenger RNA of Mya arenaria, 1956 nucleotides long. Its product is annotated as adhesion G-protein coupled receptor G2-like. The record is from RefSeq and is a predicted model, not a curated record. Gene Ontology annotation, cellular component: BLOC-1 complex; transport vesicle; extrinsic component of membrane. Gene Ontology annotation, biological process: intracellular transport. The transcript has 6 exons. NCBI's taxonomy places the organism in Eukaryota, Metazoa, Mollusca, Bivalvia, Myida, Myidae. The coding region runs from base 104 to 910 and encodes 268 amino acids.